ACACACACACACACCAACAAGCUGUGAUCAAGUUUUUUUUACUGUGCUCUUCUUUAUUUUAGGGUUGGUGCAGAAAUUGGUUCAGAGGCUCUGGACAGUGAUAGCUGAGUAGGUGGCAGAGUUUGUCGCCGCUGAUGUGAGACAACUUUUCAGUCCCCUCAGAGGUCAGUAUGUCGACACGCCUGAGCGCACUGCCCACAUGUGUACGGUACAGACAGCUGAAUGACCCGCCGCGUCCUCUGUCAGCGUGCUUUGCUCGCCACACCUCAGAGGACACUUGAAUGCCUGUCGUCCUAACUGUUUAUUUCCACCGACCAGGCUUUUAUUUCUUAAAAAGAUAUCCGGAGGCAGCGGGAGGAAAGCUUCACGUUGCGCCAGAUGGAGCCUCCGGCCAAUCCGGGAGACGACCCGGUGGAGGUGGAGUUGGAGUUGACAGUGGAAAACGUGGAAUCGGCUCUCUACCAGCUUUACUUUGAUCCGGACAUGGAGCGGAAGAAUGUGGCCCAGAAGUGGCUGACCCAGGCCCAGGGCUCUGCACAGGCAUGGCAGUUCUGCUGGGCCCUGCUCAGCCCCGACAAGCUCCCAGAGGUUCAGUUUUUUGGGGCCAGUACCCUCCACACCAAGAUCUCACGGCACUGGAACGACCUCCCCGCAGACCAGCACGAGAGCCUGAAGAUGCAGCUCCUCUCCCACAUCUUGCACUUCUCCUCGGGGCCCAAAAUGGUGCUGACUCGUCUGUGUGUGGCCCUGGCUUCUAUGGCUCUUAACUUAAUUCCCCAGGCUUGGUCUCAACCGGUGGCGGACAUGGUGAGAGCGUUCCAACCGCAGAAACCCGAUUCUGAAGGUGGCUCUGGCGCGGAGGCCUCCCAGGACCCCCACGCGCACUGCCUCGCGCUGCUGGAGCUCAUCACCGUUCUUCCAGAGGAGUUCCAGAGCAGCCGGCUGGCUCAGGCUCGUCGUUCACAGCUGAGAGAGGCCCUGGCUGGAGAGUGGGCAGUGGUGUGUCCCCUGCUGCGUCAGCUCCUUCAAAGCCAGGACUCGUCGAACCAGGUGAAGGAUAAGGUGCUGCGCUGUCUGUCCAGCUGGGUGGGGCUGGAUGUGCCAUUAGGAGAGAGUCAUGAACUGGUUCAGGACUGUUUCACUGCACUGUCCAAUUCAGAGCUGUUUGACACGGCUGUGGAGACAAUAGUUAAUGCCAUCUCUCAGCCCGACUGCCAGAGGUACAUCGAUGCUCUGGUGAACCUGAUGCCUCUGGUUCUGGGUCUUCAUGACCAGCUGAAGACAGCAGCUCAGGAUGGGGACAUGGAGACCUCACAUGGUAUCUGCCGUAUCGCCGUUGCUAUGGGAGAAACACACUCCAGGUACACAAACUCACACCCUUGGCUUAUAACCUGGAAUCAGUAUGGCCCUCUUAAUUUUGUGUUUGUGUAUGACAGGGUUUUGCUGGAACAGGUGGAUCACUGGCAGGAGUAUCUGGCUCUGGUGAACAUGAUUCUGUACUGUACUGGGAUCCCUGGUCAUUACCCAGUCAGUGAGACCACCAGCUCCCUCACACUCACUUUCUGGUACACUCUGCAGGAUGACAUCUUGUCGUUUGAGGAGGAGAAACAGGCAGUUUACCUGCAGGUUUACAGGCCGGUUUACUUCCAACUGGUGGACGUGCUGCUACAUAAAUCCCACUAUCCCUCCCAGGAGGAAUACACCUCCUGGUCCCCUGAUGACAAGGAGCAGUUCAGAAUUUACAGGGUAGACAUUUCUGACACUCUGAUGUAUGUGUAUGAAAUGCUGGGGGCAGAGCUGCUCAGUAACCUCUACGACAGGCUGGGCCGACAGCUGAUGGACCCCCAACAGUCUGCAAUAUGGCAGGACACAGAAGCCCUGUUGUUUGGCUUCCAGUCCAUAGCUGAGACCAUAGAUGUGAACUACUCUGAUGUUAUCCCUGGUCUCAUUGGUCUGAUUCCUAGAAUCAACAUCAGCAACGUUAUGCUGGCUGACACUGUUAUGUACACCAUAGGAUCCUUGGCGGAGUGGCUGGCUGACCACCCGGUGAUGCUCGGCGGCAUAUUACCCAUGGUGCUCCAGGGUCUUGUGAAGGCAGAGUUGUCUGUGUCCAGUGUAUCCACUCUGAAGAGGAUCUGCAGAGAGUGUAGACAUGACCUCGGCCCCUAUGUUCAGGACAUCCUGACAGUGUCACAGGAUGUACUGAUUAAAGAAAUCCAUAAGAGCAGCCAGUGCAUGUGGUUGAUGCAGGCUCUGGGUUUCCUGCUGUCUGCCUUGCCGGUAGACGAGAUUCUGGGCAGACUUCACUCUCUCAUCACGCCUCACGUCCAGCGGCUGGAUACACUGGCCCAACAUGAGCCUAAUCCCACUAAUAAACAAUCCAUUGUCCACAUCCUGGGGAUGCUGUCCAGUCUCUUCACCACUCUGGACAUCAACAGGCAAGGAGACGGAUCAGAGGGAACAGCCAGUCCCAGAGUCACACCUUCACAGGCCACACAAAAUCCAGUUGUGGUUGUGCUUCAACAAGUGUUCACAUUGAUCCAGACCAUCCUCAGCAAGUGGCUUGAUGACUCAGAAGUAGUAGAGGCAGUGUGUGGGGUAUUUGAUAAAUCGGUUCGAACCCUCCUACAUGACUUUGGGCCCAUGGUGGCUCAGCUGAGUGAGAUGCUGGGGCAGAUCUAUAGCGCCUUCCCACAAGCCUCUGCUCUGGACCUGGCACGGCAGAUGGUUCACAUAUUUGCUGGAGACGAACAUCACAGCUCUAACAUCAAAGGCCUUACUGAAGUGCUGACCUCUUCCACACUCGCUAUAUUUCAACAAGGUCCGCGGGAUCAUCCUGAUAUUGCAGAAUCAUUUAUGCACCUUCAUGCUCAGAUUCUUAAAAGGAAGCCUGAUCUGUACCUGUCUGAGCAGCUGGAUAAAAAAGCACUGUUUUACUGUGGGAUUCUGUCGCUGAAGUUUCCAGAGACACCCACAGUAAAAGCUGCCAGUCUGUUCUUUACAGAGCUGCUGCCUCGCUGUAAAGACAUGCCGUCUCUCAGUGAGCUGCUGCAGAGGGAUGGGAAGCUGCUGACAGAGACCAUACUCCAGGCGGUUGGAGGCGGGGCUCCUCGCAGUCUGACAGAGCAUUUCUCUGAGGUGCUGCUGAGCCUAAACAGACACUGUCCAGCUCUGUUGUCCCAGUGGAUGAAAGAAACACUACAGACCCCAGGAUUCCCCUCGGCCCAGGUCUCCGCGGAGCAGAAACACACCUUCACUCAGCAGCUUCUAAGGGAGCAAACCAACAAGCGCCGCGUUAAGGAGAUUGUGAAGGAGUUUUCUCUGCUCUGUCGAGGCCUGCAGGGGUCUGGAUACUCAGAUUACUAGCCUCAGUAGCUCACUGAGAACGGUCAAAAUAAAGCAACCAAAAAACAAACAAACAAACAAACAAACACAAUCUGUUGCCAUGACUACUGGUGCCAAAUAGGACUUGGGAAUGUGAAACUGGACUCUCAUAAACCAUAAUACUUGGACUGAACCAAAGCAAAAUCAGACUAAAAUGAGAGUAAAUGGGCCUCUGUGCAACAUGUUUUUAAUAAAAUGCCAUUGUCAGUUCCAAAGCAGGAUAAAAUGAAGGAAAAAGUGUCAUAGUGCCAUAGUUUCCUGCUCCAUUUUUUUUGACUACUGACAAAACACCAAUAAACAAAACCUAUCUUUUGCAGCUGCACGAGCAACUGUGUGUGUGUGUGUUCACACAU
Toxotes jaculatrix (banded archerfish) is the source of this 3737-nucleotide messenger RNA. RefSeq names its product importin-13-like. NCBI's taxonomy places the organism in Eukaryota, Metazoa, Chordata, Actinopteri, Toxotidae. The transcript has 20 exons. The record is from RefSeq and is a predicted model, not a curated record. Gene Ontology annotation, biological process: protein import into nucleus. The coding region runs from base 379 to 3366 and encodes 995 amino acids. Gene Ontology annotation, molecular function: small GTPase binding. Gene Ontology annotation, cellular component: nuclear membrane; cytoplasm.